AUGCGCUACACGAAACUGGGCCUGGGUCUGGUGUCCUGCCUCUUUGUAGGUGUGGGCCUCUGGGCACUGUGGAUAUUUUCUGAGAACUGGCUGCCAGUUUCCUAUGUCUCCUAUUACCUUCCCUGCCCUGAGAUCUUCAAUAUGAAGCUGCAGUACAAGGGAGAGAAGACAUUCCAGGCCAUGACACAGUUACACUACCCUCAACCCAAGCUGCUGGAGCAGAGGCCCACCAAACUGCUGACACUCACACCCUGGCUGGCACCCAUCAUCUCGGAGGGGACCUUCGACCCAACGCUCCUGCAUAGCAUCUACCAGCCGCUGAACCUGACCAUCGGUCUCACCGUUUUUGCCGUGGGGAGGUAUGUCCACUUCAUCCAGCACUUCCUGGAGUCGGCUGAGGCGUUCUUCAUGCAGGGUUACCUUGUGCACUACUACGUCUUCACUGACAACCCGGCUGCCAUCCCUCGUGUCCCCCUGGGCCCUGGCCGGCUCCUCAGCGUCAUCCCCAUCCUGGGUUACCCCCGCUGGGAGGAGAUCUCCAUGCGCCGGAUGGAGACUAUAAGCCAGCUCAUUGCCAAGAGGGCACACCAUGAGGUGAACUACCUCUUCUGCCUUGAUGUGGACAUGGUGUUCCGGAACUCAUGGGGCCCGGAGACCUUGGGGGACAUGGUGGCUGCCAUUCACCCAGGCUACUAUGCUGUACCUCGCCAGCAGUUCCCCUAUGAGCGCAGGCGUGUGUCCACUGCCUUUGUGGAUGACAAUGAGGGAGACUUUUAUUAUGGUGGGGCAGUUUUUGGAGGCCGAGUGGCCAAAGUGUAUGAAUUCACCAGCGGCUGCCACAUGGCCAUCCUGACAGACAAAGCCAAUGGCAUCAUGGCGGCCUGGCAGGAAGAGAGCCACCUGAACCGCCGCUUCAUCACUCACAAGCCCUCCAAGGUGCUGUCACCUGAGUACCUCUGGGAUGACAGGAAGCCCCAGCCACCCACCCUGAAGCUGAUCCGCUUUUCAACACUGGACAAGGAAACCAGCUGGCUGAGGGGCUGA
Messenger RNA from Elephantulus edwardii (Cape elephant shrew), 1044 nucleotides. It is a transcript of the gene GBGT1, whose product is annotated as globoside alpha-1,3-N-acetylgalactosaminyltransferase 1. Gene Ontology annotation, cellular component: vesicle; membrane; Golgi apparatus. Lineage: Eukaryota; Metazoa; Chordata; Mammalia; Macroscelidea; Macroscelididae. Gene Ontology annotation, molecular function: globoside alpha-N-acetylgalactosaminyltransferase activity. The coding region runs from base 1 to 1044 and encodes 347 amino acids. The transcript has 6 exons. Gene Ontology annotation, biological process: carbohydrate metabolic process. The record is from RefSeq and is a predicted model, not a curated record.